AUGGGUGGGGGGCGGGGUGGGGGGUGAGUGCCGGUGCACGCACUUUGUGCAGCGUUCGGUGCACGGGUGAUGCAGUGGGUGCGUGCCUUUUGCGAGGGGAUAUCGCGCAUUCAUUUGGUGCAUGCAUUUUCUGCAUGGAUUUCUUUUGGUCUCGUCAUGUAUUUCUCCCCGUGCACACACACAUCUUUCUCUUUGCAUUCGCAGGGACGCAUGGAAUACCUCGUGAAAUGGAAGGGCUGGUCGCAGAAGUACAGCACGUGGGAGCCCGAGGAGAACAUCCUGGAUGCCCGCCUGCUGGCAGCCUUUGAGGAAAGGGAACGAGAGAUGGAGCUCUAUGGCCCCAAAAAGCGAGGACCCAAGCCCAAGACUUUCCUCCUCAAGGCCCAGGCCAAGGCUAAGGCCAAAACUUACGAGUUCCGAAGUGACUCGGCCCGGGGCAUCCGGAUCCCCUACCCUGGCCGCUCACCCCAGGACCUGGCAUCCACCUCCCGGGCCCGUGAGGGCCUUCGGAACAUGGGUCUGUCGCCUCCCGGGAGCAGCAGCAGCACCAGCAGCACCUGCCGAGCGGAGCCACCCCGGGACAGGGAGCGGGAGCGAGAGCGUGAGAGGGAGCGGGAGCGUGAACGUGAGCGGGAGCGGGGUGCUGGCCGCGCAGAAGACAAGCCCAGCUCGCCUGGCGACAGCUCCAAGAAGCGAGGUCCCAAGCCCAGGAAGGAGCUCCUGGACCCUUCGCAAAGGCCGCUGGGAGAACCUAGUGAUGGCCUUGGAGAGUACCUCAAGAGCAGGAAGCUGGACGAAGCCCCUUCCGGGGCAGGAAAGUUCCCAGCGGGCCACAGUGUGAUCCAGUUGGCCCGAAGGCAGGACUCCGACCUGACACAGUGCGGAGUGGCCAGCCCUAGCGCCACAGAGGCCACAGGCAAGCUGGCCGUGGACACCUUCCCAGCCAGGGUCAUAAAGCACAGGGCUGCCUUCCUGGAGACCAAAGGCCAGGGCGCCCUGGAUCCUGGUGGCCCCCGAGUCCGGCAUGGCUCAGGCGCCCCUGGCUCCAUGGGGAGCCUGUACCGAGACAUGGGGGCUCAAGGGGGAAGGCCCUCCCUCAUCGCCAGGAUCCCAGUGGCUAGAAUCCUGGGGGACCCAGAGGAAGAGUCCUGGAGUCCCUCUCUGACCAACCUGGAGAAGGUGGUGGUCACUGAUGUGACCUCAAACUUUUUGACCGUCACCAUUAAGGAAAGUAACACGGACCAAGGCUUUUUUAAAGAGAAAAGAUGAAAUGCGGGGUGGGUGAGCCCAGGAGCAGCCAGGAGGAGGGCGAGGCAGCGCCGAAACUGGCAUAGUGCGUUUUAUUUCUGGGUGGGAUGCGGCCUCUUGGCUGGUCCUGCCCCUAAUAUCACACACCCUAACCCCUUCCAUCUCUCCCUCCCUCCUCCCCCAGUUUCGUUGGAAAGAUUAUCUCUAGAGUUAUAUUUUCUAUUAGAUGUAAAUAUGUUAUUUAAGAAAAAAUAUCUAAAUAUAUAUAUUUCAACUAUUGAAGUUGUUUUAUUUAAACAAGGAGAGAGAGUCCAUGUGGUUUAGCUGGGGACAGACAGGCUGAGCUGGGGCAGCAGGGCUCCUCAGCACCCAGGGUACUAGGAAGGUUAGGGAGCUGGGCCUACCAGUCCUGGGCACUGGGUCUCUGAGGGUGUCUACAGGGACUCAGCUGCCCAACCUCCCCUCCCCCCUCCCCAUGCCAGACCGCUGGAAGCAAGGCAGGGCCGGAUUUCUUCUCUCCUCCCCAUUGGCCAGGCAGGCCAACAAAAGGUUGGCUCCCCAAUCAGAAAAAAGGGGGUGGGGUCAGCUCUGUUUUUCUGUACUUUCCUUUUUGGGAUUAAGUCUAUUAGGGGAAAAAGUUUUAACUUGAACUUUUUUUUGUGUGUGUGAUGUUGAAGGUCAGAAGUUGCAGGUGGGUGGGAGCAGGCGGCUUUCCCCCAGGACCAUCCGCCAGAAAAGCACUUUAUAGGACAGGGGCGUGAGUGGUACACGCAGAAUGUGUGGACGUCGUGUGGAUAAAGCUUCCCGUGCCCUCGAUGUCUUUCCGUCCUCCGCAGAGAGAAAAGAAACCCAGCGAAUCUGUUUACAUUCCCGAAAUGCCAGGAGAAAUGAGGAUUGCUUAUCUGUGCCGGAGUUCCGGACAGUUGUUUUACAAGAAAAGUGUUUGGGGUAGACUUUCGCUUGUCUCCUCAUCUAGCUUCUCCAGGAGAAGGGACAGUGGCCACCACCUCCCAGGAGGAGUUGGACCAGGCGCUCUCCCUCCGGGGAGGGCGGCUUGCCAGCUCUCGGAUGGACCGACACACGGCCAGACAGGCCCACCCGGCGGGACCUGCGAGGGCGGCGCGGCGGCGGGCCGACUGGGAGGCCGGGGAGGAUCCGGGGCUCUGCGAGCCGCCGGGACGGAGGGGCGGGCAGUGUGUUCCUCCAAGAAUGCGCAUCCGAACUUUUGCGUUUUCCUUUUUUUCUCCUUCUUAAAAGCAAAAGCUAUAAUUUAUAGGCCUUUUCGGCUGGCGCAGUGUUCUCUACUUGAACUCUGCAGACUCGGCCAAGGGGAGGGAGCCGCGGGAGUGGGGAGAGGGGGCGGCCGGGCGGGGCCGGCGCGGCGGGGCCGAGACGCUGCGCUCCGAGGGCGCAGCUCUGCGCCGCUCUUCUGACUCAAAAGCACAAAUCGGCCCCUGUCCCGGGGAGGGCUGAUCCCGGGCCUCCCCGCCCUUAAAGGGCCAGCGAGGAGCUCGAGAGGAGACGAGCCCUGAGCGCCAGACCAAGCACAGACUGGGCGAGGGAGGUGGGGAGCCAGGCUGGGGGCUGGCGCGGGCAGGGCGGGGAGCCCCGGCCUCGACCUCCCCGGCUGCCCACCUCCCGCUUCUUGCCUCUCUCUCUUCUCCAGACUUUCUUACCUUUAAAGAGAGAAAGAGAGAGGAAAAAAUGAGGAAAACGGUGUAAUAAAUGAUUUUGUUUUUGAAUAUCAAAUUGCACCUAUAAUGAGAAGCCCCAGAAUGGGGAUUUUUACCUGCUCACAUUUGUAAAACCGGUAUUUUAGACUUUGUAUAAAGCAGCGCCGUUGACCGAGUGUAUCUACUUACAUGUCGACGCUAUUUUCAGAUGAAACUUAAUUCCACGGACAUGUCUGUCGCUGAGUGGACGGUAACUCGGGGACACGUGUCUUUACCUGGCUGCCGCCUUCUCCUCCCUGUCUUCCUUGCUCACUCCCACCUCCCCCCUUCCUCGCGCCGACUUCUUACCUUCCCUCCAACCUUGCUCUUGCUCGCCCGCCUCUACCCCUCCAACCCUGCAUCCUGCCGUCUGUCCUUGGCGGUACGUGUGUCUCCCUUGCUAGCUCUGCAACGCACACCUGGGGGGGUGGGUGGGCAGGGGCCAGGGCUACCUGGCCAUGAGUCUGCAGCCGUGCGGGGUGUGCGCGUGUAGGGUUUAUUAAAUUCUAAGAUUUGUACAAACCUCUGCUUGGUCUCCCCCUGGGCUCAAGAGUGAAGCUUCGGUACCUGUCUUCUGCGGUUGUGAAUGUCUGUAUCCAAUACCUGCUUUUUACGUGUUUAAAUAUAUACUUUGUAAAUACAGACGCGUCUGGAUUUCACUCUUUUAUUCUUUUUUUGUGAUCUGAGGGAAGAGAAGCCCCGGCAGGAGAGGCCCGUUGGCGCCUCUCUCAUUACCUACCCUUGUCCCCUUCGCCCUGGGAUGGUUCCUCCGCAGACCCUUCCCAACGGAGGGAGCCCCACUUAGGAGAGAGAGAGAGAGGUGGGAUUGGGAGGGAACUUGGUAGACCUUGCUCAGCCUCCCUGAGGAGGCUGCUGCUUUCCUCACCUGCCGGCUUCACUCCUCUUGGACCUGGGUAGAAAUGGGGGACCCCUGAGAGGAUAGGCAUGACCCCGGGGUUCCCCGUUCCUCAGCGGAAGCCAGUCCCAGCUCUCGCCUGCAGGCUGCCCCUGCGCUCCCCACCCCCAGGCCCCACGUCGC
Loxodonta africana (African savanna elephant) is the source of this 3999-nucleotide messenger RNA. It is a transcript of the gene CBX8, whose product is annotated as chromobox 8. Gene Ontology annotation, cellular component: PRC1 complex; chromatin. The transcript is spliced from 4 exons. Gene Ontology annotation, molecular function: chromatin binding. The coding region runs from base 70 to 1269 and encodes 399 amino acids. Gene Ontology annotation, biological process: negative regulation of transcription by RNA polymerase II. Lineage: Eukaryota; Metazoa; Chordata; Mammalia; Proboscidea; Elephantidae. The record is from RefSeq and is a predicted model, not a curated record.